UGUAAAGGUAAACGAAGUGAGCACACCGUCGUGUUUGCGCUCGAGUUUGGAAAUGCGGAAUUUCACACUGCUUUCUGUCGGUCUCUAGUUAGUUUUAAAUUCUCGCAUUACUUAUAGCUGGACUUAGACUAUGUGAGGAUAAAAGAAGAGACACUGACGACAGUCUGCCUGAAGUUUACAGAACUGCUUUGAAUACUUGGAUCUGAGGAUGUUCUGCACUGAUCGAGAGGAUGGCGUGGCACUGUAUGAGCUGGACAAUGGAAAUGAUCCUUUACUUCCCUCACAGGGUAACUUAUACCUUCCUCAAUUAUAUGACUAUGUCCUGGUGGCUGAAAAAAAUAAGAAUAUGGAUGACCAAAUCUCCAAGAAGCAGGAUCUCUUUAUCUGUGAACUGAAAAAGAAGAACAUUAAAGUGAUUAUAGAUGAACGUGACGGAAAGGUGUUCUUCGGUGUCUGUGCACCUGAAGAGAUUUUUGCAAAGUACAAGUACUUGCUAAAGGUGUCUGAUGCCUGUAACUGGAGCGGAGAGCAAAAGUGUGACGUGUCUGUCUCAUACUGCACCAGAAUCAGGAUCGUCCACUUUGUCUUGAACAAUACAUUUAUAGGAACAGGAGUGAAAGAGAGCCUUAGAGACCUGCUGUAUCAAGGUGCUUUUGAGUCCAUCUUCUGUCUGCAUGAGAAAAAAGAGCAGGAAAAACUAAAGGAGAAGUGGGCAAGCUGGUUUGCAUUAAUGAAGCCUUUUCAACAGCCUGUCACUGAUAUCAAGGACUAUUUCGGGGAGAAAGUGGCUCUGUAUUACCUGUGGCUGGGCUGGUACACAUGCAUGCUCAUCCCCGCAGCUGUUAUCGGUGUUGUUGUGUUCUUGUACGGCCUUGCCUUCUUCAAUACGAGUCCACUCAUUCAUGAAGUCUGUGACUCCAACAUCAUCAUGUGUCCAAGAUGUGACAGAGGAUGCAGCGUGUGGAACCUGUCUGACACCUGUUCAGAUGCCAAGAUGAGCCAGCUAUUUGACAAUGAAGGGACGGUGGCUUUUGCCAUGUUCAUGGCGAUUUGGGCAACUCUGUUCUUGGAGCUGUGGAAGAGACAACGAGCUCUGUAUGUGUCAAAGUGGAAAGUGUUUGACUGGUGUGAGGAGGAGGAAGAACUGAUUCUGGAGAUUGUAAAUGACCCUCAGUGUGAGCAAAAAGAGUUCAGGCAUUCCUACCUGCGCAGCAUUGUGCUGCUUCUUUUGGUUACAUUAGUGUUGGUGGUGAUUAUAGGUCUGACCCAUUGUCUGGUCAUCUGCCGUGUUUUAACUGCAAUAAUGUUGUCCCAAAGUGAGUGGGACUUUUUCCGGGAUCAUGCCACCACAAUAGCCAUGCUAUCUGGAGCAGUGCUGCACUACAUUACCAUUCAGGUUAUGACUCGGGUCAACAAAAUUGUGGCCUUCAAACUGUGUGAGUUUGAAGAGACGCGCUCUUUUGCAGCCACAGAGAAGCGCUUCACAGUGAAGAUGUUCACAUUUCAAUUCUUCACUCUCUUCUCAUCUCUAUUUUAUGUGGCGUUCUUUCUUGGAAGGUUCAAUGGCUAUCCAGGAAACUAUGUGCGAAUUGCAGGAAAAUGGAGACUAGAAGAGUGUCAUCCAAGUGGCUGCCUUACAGAUCUCUUCAUCCAGAUGGCUGUUAUUCUGGUGCUCAAACAAACAAUCAACAACAUAUUUGAGUUCAUAGUGCCCUGGUUAAAGCUCUGUUUUAGGCGCAGAAAGUGUGGUAACUGUUGCCAGGAGGCAUGUCAAGAGGAGGGGGACAACUCCUCCCAGCUUCGUAGCUUGGUGGAAAACUACGACCUGAACGAUGUUAAUGCUUUCAGCUUGUUCAAUGAGUUUUUGGAAAUUGUUCUUCAGUUCAGUUUCACCACCAUUUUUGUGGCUGCCUUCCCUCUGGCUCCAUUAUUGGCCCUUAUCAAUAACAUUUUUGAGAUCAGACUGGAUGCCAUCAAGAUGGUCAGCCUUGAGCGCCGCCCAGUGCCCAAAAAGACAAAUGACAUCGGUGUGUGGACUAGAAUAUUAGAAGCUGUCGGGGUGAUGGCUGUCAUCGCUAAUGGACUGGUGAUAGGGAUUUCCUCUGACUUCAUUCCCCGUCUGGUGUAUCGUUAUCAUUAUGGACCUUGUGCUACCAACAAUAACACAAGCCUGGACUGUAUGACAGGAUACAUCAACAACACUCUGGCAACAGCAUUCAUGUCCAAUGACAAAGUGAGAGACGACUUCAAGCAGUUGAUAGAGAAUGGAUAUAAUAUUACACAGUGCAGUUACAAAGACUACCGCAGCGAUGAAGACCAGAGUCUCACCCCUCAGUUUUGGCUCAUUCUGGCACUCCGCUUUGCAUUUGUUAUUCUGUUCGAGCAUGUAGUGGUGAUGUGCAAAUUUAUCGCCGCCUGGUUUAUACCUGACAAUCCCAUCAGAGUGAAGAACGACAGGCUAGACGACAAAAUGAGGAGGCUGAAAAAGGAACUCCAUGAAGCAGAUGUGAUCUUUAACACCAGAUGCACUGAGGUGUGAAGGAUGAAGGUUCUAACCAGAUUAUUUAAUAUCAGAGAUCUGAAAACCUGAUGUCCAUGUGUGCAACAAGACUUUAUACAGUCAGAUUUCUGUAUUUGAUUGAGAUCAUUAUCUGACUUGCAUCCAUAUGUGGGAUGUAUCUCUUCACUUUACUAUUUGAAAGCCGUUAUUGUAGCUUUGCUCUCUUUGCAGUUUACAGUUUUCCUUAUGAUGAUUCAUAUUUGCUCUGCUUCAGACGGAUACACCAUACGUUUAUUGGUUGCAUCAUAUAUUAAUUAUGUUUCUGAGCAAAGAAAGAAAAUGUGCCUAUUACCUGUGAAAAUGUACAAUUACUUAGUAUGAAAAGGUCCAACAAGUCUCAAAAGUAUCCAUUAAUUUUGUUGCCAAAAAUGUAUUUUAUAAUGUUUUUUUUGUUAAAGAAGAUUUAGAAGAUUUUUUUUUUUUUUUUUUUUUAACAGGAAAAGUAAGAAAGCUUCAAGUAAAAAAGCUUCAGCCAGUGUUAGGCCUCACUGUUUUGUGUAGAUAAAAAGACCUGAAUGUGACCUAAAGAAAAAAUAUGGAAAAUGAUCCCAGUAUGUGUUAUGCUUUUUACAUUGCUGUCCAUAGCAUUCCUAAACAUCUCUCUCUCUCUUUAAAUAGAAAUAUAUUUUGAUAUUGUAUUUUUGAUAUUUUCCUAUUGAUUGUGUUCCAGGAAUAAAGUAAUGGGGUGAAAGAAAUGUUGAAGUUGAAAUAAAAUUUGAAAAUGGAUUUUUCCUCCAUAAGAUGUCA
Molecule: messenger RNA, 3307 nt
Organism: Carassius gibelio (silver crucian carp)
Lineage: Eukaryota; Metazoa; Chordata; Actinopteri; Cypriniformes; Cyprinidae
Product: anoctamin-9
Exons: 24
Coding region: 209-2539 (776 amino acids)
Biological process (GO): chloride transmembrane transport
Cellular component (GO): plasma membrane
Molecular function (GO): chloride channel activity
Source: RefSeq, a predicted model, not a curated record